This is a messenger RNA of Gossypium arboreum, 645 nucleotides long. RefSeq lists its product as uncharacterized. Lineage: Eukaryota; Viridiplantae; Streptophyta; Magnoliopsida; Malvales; Malvaceae. Bases 1 to 645 code for a protein of 214 amino acids. The transcript is spliced from 3 exons. The record is from RefSeq and is a predicted model, not a curated record.
AUGCAAGCUAUUGGUGUGAGUACUAUUGGUCAGGCCAAGGGUGGAAAUGGUAUGGGCUGUGGUCGUGGAGCACCGGGUAGAGGUGAGGGUCAUUCUGAAGCGAGGCAGCCAAGACUGGUUUAUGCUGCAUAUCGUCGAGAGGAUGGAGACACCCCAGAUGUUAUCACGGGUACGUUCUUCAUUCAUAAUAUACCCUAUACUGCACUGAUUGAUAUUGAAUCUACGCACCCUUAUAUAGAAUGCAGUGUGUCUGAUACUUUGGGUAUUAUGGUUGAAAACACUAUGAGUGAGGUUACCGUGUUGAGUCUGUUAAGGCAGUCAGUGAGAGUGAACAAAUUUUUUAAGGAUUUACCUUUGGAGGCAAAUUUGGACUGUGCUGCAAAGCGGGUGAAACUGAGAACCAAAAAGGGUGAUGAGGGUUGUGAGGCCUAUUUAGCCUACGUCAGUGCUUCGAGUUCUAAAAUUUCGUCUGUGAAAGAUAUCAGAAUAGUUAAGGAUUUUCCAGAUGUUUUCCCCGAUGAGUUACCGGGAUUACCUUCUAACUGUGAAGUUGAGUUUGGGAUAAAGCUCUUGCCUGGUAUAGCUCAGGUGUCUAUUUCCCCUUAUAAAAUGGCACCAAAGGAACUUGAGGAGCUUAAGGCAUAG